Molecule: messenger RNA, 1063 nt
Organism: Ahaetulla prasina
Lineage: Eukaryota; Metazoa; Chordata; Lepidosauria; Squamata; Colubridae
Gene: EPO
Product: erythropoietin
Exons: 5
Coding region: 1-672 (223 amino acids)
Cellular component (GO): extracellular region
Molecular function (GO): cytokine activity; hormone activity; erythropoietin receptor binding
Source: RefSeq, a predicted model, not a curated record
AUGGCGGUGGAGAGCUGUCCAAGGGAGAAGGCCAGGCAGGGUCCUAAGCCUGGGGAGCAGAGACAGAGGGGCCCCGGGACCCCAAAAGACAGAGGAGAGCAGGCCAUCUGGAGCAGCCAAGUCACCCCUCCUGCCCACGGGAAAUCGGGGCUGAUUCUAUUCCUGUUAGCGUGGGCAUCCUUGGACCGGGCCCUCCCGGCCCCCACCCAGCCCGUCUGCGACCAGAGUGUCAUGAACAAGUUCAUUCAAGACGCCGGCAAGAUGGAGAAGGACAUUGUGGACCUUUGCGAAGACGCCUGCAACUUACCCGAACAUGUGACGGUCUCAGACACCCGGGUGAAUUUUCCAGACUGGCGAGCAAUGGACAGGUCCAGGCAGGCCUCGGAGGUGUGGUGGGGCCAGGCGCUUCUGUCCAGGGCCGUCGGCCAAGUCAAAACCCAGCAGCCCCGGAUGCAGCCUUUCCUUCGUCAGCUGGAAGUGAUGGAGAGCGGUUUGAGAAGCAUCCGUGAGAUUCUGCGCGGGCACAACGCCCAGGCCGGCCCCCAGGAGGAGCCCCUCCCUCGGACGUUGAGUGUGCAAACGGUGCAAAAGCUCUUCAGCGUUUAUUCCAGUUUCCUGCGCGGGAAGGUCAACUUAUUCCUCGCCAGCGUGUGCCAGGAGAGUGGCAGGUGACCGGGAGGGUGGGCCGCUGGCCACUCGGCGUGCCUCCCUUACCACAGGGAGGGGGAAGCCCCUCGGAGGCCAGGCGACGAUGAGAGACCGCUUGCUUCGUUGGCUGCUUGAAAGACACCAGCACACAUACAAACAUACAUCGCACCCUGGCACCUGGGGCUGUGAGGACGGCAACGCUCCCUUCCACACUCUGCAUCUGCACCAAGAAGCCCCCCUCCAUGAGAGUCACUUCUGCAUGCUUCUAGGUGUCACUGGGAGCGAAGGGGACGAGACGGGGCCUCCGCUUGAGAGUCGCUUCUUCCGCCGCAAGACGGUGCGAGGGGACGAUGUGCAGCUCCUCCAGGUCAAAGGAAGCAGGAAUGGGGGUCUGGGGUCUCCCCCAAAGCCGACC